AGUGAGAUGAGAACUGUCAAAGUGUCAAAUCAAAUAUUCGAGAUCGGAAAUAAAUUGAUUAAAUGAUAAAAUGGAAACAAAUGUCGUAAUUUAUUAUCAUUUGCCUCUAAAUAUUAUUUAACAUGUGAAAUGUGUUAGUGUCUUAUAAAAACAUCAAAAUGGAAAAUGCGACUAGAUCGUUUGUCGAUCCAGUGGCGGUGAGAUGGAAUUCAUCGUCGAUAGAUUUCGCAGAGAUCACGAUGGAUCGAAACUUCGCCUUGUUACUGGUGUCCCUGAUAUCUGCCAUCCUCUGGGUCGUUUAUAUAACGUACUACAACAGUCGAGUGCUUGGAUAUAUACUUACUAGACUAAUCAACAAAUUCUACUUUCAAGAUGAGAACUUUAAGAUUGGUUCCUUCACCCUCAAUGCACUCUCUGGCAAGAUCAUGUUCCGCGACAUUGUGUAUAUCAACUAUGACUAUACAUUACGCAUACAAGACGGUUACUUGAUAUUCAGAUGGUGGCGGUCUUAUGUACCUAAAGAUGUUUCAGAAGAUUUAUCGCAUUCAGACACUCGACUAUCAAUAAUGUUGAAUGGCUUCGAAUUACACUUCUACAAUAGAUGCGAGCUUUACAAUGAACUAGAGAAAACAUUUGGCCUUGAGCCUGUAAUAAAAGAACGGCAUGACGACGAUUCCACCGAUCGCGACAAAGCUAUGAACGACGCAAACGAGAAGCGCAGGCGCGCUCAAGACACAGUACGCUCGGAGGCAGCUAUGGCCAGGACCUGGCGAGAUCUCAUUCCAGUCAUAAAGAUCGAUGUUUGCACCAGCCGUGUUGUUUUCGGCAAUAAACUUGUUCCAACAACAUUAUCAAUAAGCGUUGAGGAAGCACACUUGGUCUAUAGUACUAAACCACCAGCUUCCAGUUUGGAUCAUCUGAUGCAUUUUGUGAAAGUUAAAGCCGAAAAUUGCAAAGUUAUCUUGGCUCCUAGUCCAAACUAUACAGCUAUGGUUGACGAACCACCGCGAUACAUGGGAGAAGGUUUUGUAGUUAUGAGCUCUAAUUAUAUUGAGGUUUACUUCUAUAUGGAUGAACCAGGUUUGGUGCCAGAGCAGCCCGUGCUUUUGCAGUUAGCUAAUGGAGACAUCGUAGAGUCGGCGCCGCCUAUUUGGGGUGUUGAUAUCAAAUGCGGGAAGGGCACUGAUUUCAGUUACGGACCGUGGGCAGAUAGACAAAGAGACCAUCUCUUUAAAUUCUUCUUUCCACCUAAUUACAAAUCCCUAGAAGUGACACCACAACCAAAACCUGGUGACAGAAGACAAAUGCAGUCUUUUGAUAUUAGACUUUCAACACUUAAUGAAGCCACAAUUGACAUUCUAUUUACGAAGAACAAAGAAACAAAUGCCGUUCACAUCAAUGUUGGUGCCGGAUCAUAUAUGGAGGUGACUCUGCCAUGGAUAGUGCUGCAAGACGGAUACACAACUAAAAUAACGGGUCAACUUCUUCACUUGGAAGCAACAACGAGCCUUCAAUAUAGAAGCUUAGCAGAGAGCGAGACAUUGGAAUAUACUGUCAAAUGUCAUUAUCCAUUAGUUUGGAAUCAUCAUCAGUGCUGGCAGUUGUCACUGACCGGCUGCAAAGCUACAGCUCACUUUGUGUACACCCACAUUGAUUUCUUUCAAGAUCUGAUCAAUGAUUGGGCAAGCAAAGCCCGCCCUGAUAUUUUACACUUCAUUCCUUACACAUGGAAGAUUUCACUAUUGUUGAAAGAAUGUGAAGUAUUAACAUUGAGCAAUCAACACAAUUGGAUCGACUGCAGCUCUACAAACCAGGAAAACAAUCAUGUUGCCUUCUGCGGGGACUUGUUGGAUGUUUCAUUUGAUUUACCUUUCAUUGAUUUUUUGCCGGAUGUAAUACCUCUCAAGAUUUGGGUACAAGGCGAAGCCGUAGACAUGAGUCUAUACCUACCUGAAGUUAACACUUCAAGAUUGCUCCUACUGUCAAUUGACAAGAACAUGAAGUUGCUUCCCUGUCGAUUAAAAGCUUCAAAAUGGCGUAGGAAAUGUGUAAAAAGUCAGGGCUGGGUAGAUUGUUGGUCCGUCCCUAUUGUGGCGUUGAGCGUCAGAUACAACUACCACCCGAUUCCACCAUUUGGACCAGAGCCACAAGCUGAUAUUACAACGCCGGAGAAAGAAGAAAUCCUUCUUUCACCCAUGAGAAUACCAAGAAUGAGAAAGCAGCCGCAAAUGAAUUGGGCUAUUGAUGGAAACACAUUUGAUCGGACUUCGCUGCCACCAGACAAAGUGAGUGUAGAACUGGAAGUAGGACCUUCCGUUCUUCUUGCGUAUGGAACUAUAAUCACAAGUUUUAUGAAUUUACUAGAAAAUAUUUUCGGUGAAGACCAGAGAUUCACUGACAUGCAAAAAUCGCCGAACGUAGAAAGCUUCUUCUGGUUUAAUGAUAACCCUGUAAAAGUAAACGACAGGAGUAGCAUAAAUCAACAUGUUGAUGUUUGCAAUUUGGACGACUCCAGCGAUUCUGGCAAAGAGCCUUUCGACCCCCGCCGCUGUCGGCCUCUAGAUGUGUCCGUGUCUAUUAUUAUCCACGACAUUCAAGCACAUUUGGUGAAAAAUUGUAGCGAAAACGAACCCCCGUGUCCUGUUGUGCUCAUUGAAAGAUUCGGAUUCGAAAUGGACAAAAGGUUUAGAGAAACUAAGCUCCAGCUUUUACUCAGCCCUUCAAUUCUCAUAUCGUCCAAUAAUUUAUCGAGGCCCAAUGCAAAUGCUUCCGGCGCUCUUCAACAAGGACAUUUAAUGCUAUCGUCUUUUCAACUUCGCGGUAACGGUUUCUUCAGUGACGCCAAUCGCUCCGUGGAAGAAGAUACUACAGAGUAUGCGUGGAUGAUGGAGUUGCAGCUUGGUCAACUGACAGGUCGUUUAACCCUGCCACAGCUCUACCAGAUUGUUUCAUCUCUCGAGACGUUCUUAUUACUUAUUUGCGACAGCGAAAACGAGUUGGUACCUCCAAAUGCUGUAAAGCAAUGCCAUCAUGGCUUAAACAAUGUUCUAUGUCCAGAAACAGACUUAGCUCUGAAAUAUCGUUGCCCUUCCCCGAACGAAAUCAAAUAUCGCAUGAUCCGAGUUGCGAUCGACCUCAUAGAUAUUUACAUUGCUGACUCAAAUACGACACUUCAGUCGUGGAUAUCCCCAAUUAGAUUAUCCUUCUGUAAUCUCCAUGGAUCUGGUUUUGGCACUGGCAUUACCGGCUUGCUCCCGAACAUAAAGCUUGCGUUAUAUACGCAAACAAACAUGCAAACUAAUACUCACCAUCAUUCCAAUGGCAGUGCUAACAGCCAAAAUAAAACAACUGAAAGUGAGAAUUGGGUAGGUGUAGGAUCCGUAUCACUUGGACCGGUGUUAAUUGAAGCGGCUUCUUCGCUGCCCCAAACUCCGAGAAAUCUGCAUUUAGUACAACAAAAGUUCCUCAAACUUCACGAUGAUAAAACUAAAAGGCUGUGGUUCCUGUGGCCAAAUGAAGGCAAGAGCACUCAGUGCGGAUGCACAGGUGGUUGUGCAUUUUUCGGCUCAAAUCGAAACGGGCCGAAUUUCCUAAAGCCGACGCAAUCAGAUAUCCACGAAGGCAUCAAUGUAGCCAUGUUCAACGUCAUAGAAACGACGCCCGGAGAAUAUGGCUACGGACAGAGCUUGUUGCACCCAGGGCAACUGGUGUUCCACACCCCGCCGUACAAUAGUUUGAAUGUAUGCUUGCAGCCGACAAACGUUGCCACUUUGAUUCCUUCGCCUUUACCACAAGCAUUGAACAAGUCGCCUCAAAGCAUUGAUCGACGAAGUUUGACAAGAAGGUUCUCUUACACGAGUAUGGGUAAAGGUAGUAACAAUGUGCUGGUUUCAAGCACCAAAAGUGACGUUCCAUACGCUCGCCUAGUAGACACUACAGUGCCUUUAGGAAGUUCUAAAAUUGAUAGUGACUCAAAACUCAAUAAGAGUAUCCUCAAUGUUCCUCAAAUGGAAAGUAGUGUUUCAGAUUCUAAAUUGGCCCUCAGCUGCGCCGUUAAAGACAGCACAAAUGGAUUAUCCAAAAAGUCUGUAGUAACUGAAAACGAGGUGUUUGCUGCUCCUAAAGUACCAGCAAGAAGCGUUGCCGUAUCGGAAUCUCAUUAUUCCCUCAACUCACAACCUCCUCACGAGGAAUCACUAUCUCAAGAAGUCCAAAGAGCGAUGUCGAUCACUAGUGAAAAUCAUUCCGAAGCGUUCUUCUCGGCCGACGAAGACAUGUUCCCGAGUCGCUCAUCAAGCUUAAAACAUUCGUUCGGAAGUCGCCACAGCAAUCCAAAAGAGAAGAGUUCAUUCGGCAUAAACGAUGUAACGAAUGAAAAAUGGACUAAUUCAAUUCCCAGAUCAGAAGUGGUGGAUGGCCGCGACACUAUUAGCAAUAUUAGCACCGGCAUGCAACCGGAUUCCGAAAGUGGAUCUGUUUCCUCUACUUCAUUUAUUUCUGCAAUUUCUUCACAAGAAGAUAUGACACUUGUUAACCUUCAUAUGCAAACUAAUAAACCUAUAGUGGAUUCGCCUUUACUCAUGGCCAGCUACAUGCAUAAUCUGCCACAGUACAAAUGCUCUAAUUGGUCCACGUGCUCUUUGCCCUGCGGUAGAGACGCCUUCACAUUGCCGCUUUUCAAAAGAGCUGAUGACGGCUCUUUAGUUUACAUUGGUCAGAAAUAUUUGCCUGAUUUCGAACCAACAGGUAAGGUACAUAUUUUAAAACUGAUUUCCAAGAAAGAUGGACACAAUGCCCAAAAUCAACACGCCCCUUUCUCCAAUUUGACGCCACAUUUCAAUUCUCAAGUCAAAGCUCAUCCCUAUCCUCAAGCCUGGUGGGAGCUCCAGCAAAAUGUGCAAGACAACCAAGAGAACGUUACAGACAGGAGUACGACAUCCAUUGCUACUACAACAAGCGACAGUAAAAGUGGGCUGUUUGUGAAACUGCGUGGAGAAAUUGAUGUGAUGCUGACACCUCUAGUGUUGGAAAGCACUCAAAAAUUUGUCGAAUCUUUAACACCGGUUUUGGCUAACAUUCACCCGAUAACCGUGAUCAAUCACUUGCGACUGCUUUGCAUUUCGUCUGUAGAGCGCGCUAAUAUCCUGAAACAGAAACAGUAUGUCUUGAACUGGUUGCCGCAAGUGCAAGCUCACAAUCAGUCUAAUAUCAUACCUAAUAAAGAUGACAAGUAUAAACAAAUUCCGACUGUUCCGCAACCGAACGUGUACGAAGAAACAAUAUGCGAACAACUACAAGCAACUGUAACGGUACCAAAAGUUAAUGUGAUAUUUAUCCAGUCAUCUGUAGUGGAGGAUAUGAUCUCUUUUUCAGCUUUAGAUAACAUACAGGAUUUGACGUGUGUGUCACUUUUCGGAUUGUCAGUAGAGAACAUAGUGGCGAAAUUCGUUAGUUCUAAAAAGACUUUGGAAUCUAUUCAGUUGUACUACAGACCUACUUUGCGUGCUCUUGUAAACAAGAAGUCGUUUGGUAUCAUGAAGGGGCCACGGGCGUUUAUCUCCGCACAGUCUUCGGGAUCUGGACGAAAGAGAGGACCAGAGAAAGGCGAACCGGUGUUUAUAGAAACAUCACAACAACAGUGUGAAGACACCACUAUCACAUUGAACAUUGGUAAAGUUCACGGACAGCUGCGACGUAUACGCAACGAGUCAUCCCAGUUAAAGGAUGCAACUGUAACCGGCAUUCCAUGUCAACAUUCCAAAGUGUGCUUCAAGUUUACUAAAAUUGACCCUUGCAGUAAGGGAUGUGACACUACGUGUUGCCAAAGUGGUGCAACGGAAAGCCAAAAGGAAAGUUCAGUCGGCUUCAUAAUGUUUGAAUGUGGGCUUGAAGGUGUAGCUAUCAAAGUAUCUCAACACUCCCAGUCCCAGAAAGCGAACGAGGAGAAAAAGCCACCUCGGAACGAUAACGAAAGUUGUCGCGAAUCCGUCAAAUCCGCUGAAGAACUCAAACCUGAUAAAGAGAAGACUAACAAGGGAUACAGGACAUCGGGAAUUGAAGACCUGUUUAG
Parnassius mnemosyne (clouded apollo) is the source of this 6070-nucleotide messenger RNA. NCBI's taxonomy places the organism in Eukaryota, Metazoa, Arthropoda, Insecta, Lepidoptera, Papilionidae. The record is from the annotation of a GenBank genome assembly.